Molecule: messenger RNA, 2369 nt
Organism: Morus notabilis
Lineage: Eukaryota; Viridiplantae; Streptophyta; Magnoliopsida; Rosales; Moraceae
Product: cucumisin
Exons: 10
Coding region: 18-2228 (736 amino acids)
Biological process (GO): proteolysis
Molecular function (GO): serine-type endopeptidase activity
Source: RefSeq, a predicted model, not a curated record
UUUCUUCAGUAUCAAUAAUGGCGCUCUCAUGGUUUCUCUCGCUCUUUCUCACUUCAACUCUGUUAAGCGGUUGUCAUUCGGCAGCUCAGAAUGAUAGAAAGGCUUAUAUAGUAUACAUGGGCGACAUUACUCCACAGAGUGAGCAGUCCACGUCUGCACCUCUUCACAUGAGCAUGCUACAAAACGUUGUUGGCAGAGAUGUUGCACCGGGUUCUCUACUUCAUAGUUACAAGAGGAGUUUGAAUGGAUUUGUUGCCAAGCUAACCGAGAAAGAAGCACAAGAAAUGGCCGGCAAAGAGGGGGUUGUAUCCGUUUUCCCUAGUGAAAAGCAGAAGCUGCACACAACAAGGUCAUGGGACUUCAUUGGGUUUCCACAGCAAGUUGAGAGGUGCACGGUCGAAAGCGACAUCAUCAUAGGGGUGUUCGACACCGGAAUUUGGCCUGAAUCCGAUAGCUUUGACGACAAAGGUUUUGGUCCACCGCCUUCCAAAUGGAAGGGAUCAUGCCAAACCUCCAAUUUCACUUGUAACAACAAAAUAAUUGGAGCAAAGUAUUACCGGAGUGACGGGACGUUCGAAGACGGCGAUAUCAAGUCACCGAGAGACUCGGACGGCCACGGGACACACACGGCGUCGACGGCGGCCGGGGUCCUAGUUGGCGGCGCAAGUCUUUUAGGCUUAGGCUCAGGCACGGCACGGGGAGCGGUUCCAUCGGCUCGUCUCGCCAUCUACAAAGUCUGCUGGGAAGAUGGUUGCCAAGACGCCGACAUUCUCGCGGCAUUCGACGACGCGAUUGCCGACGGCGUCGACAUAAUUUCGAUUUCUCUCUCGUCCGGUUUGGAAGAUUAUUUCAAGAAUUCGAUUGCCAUUGGCUCUUUCCAUGCUAUGAGGAAAGGCAUUUUGACGUCUACUUCUGCUGGUAACGGAGGUCCAUCCCUAACGACUCUCACAAACUUCUCACCUUGGACUCUCUCUGUGGCUGCUUCCACCAUCGAUCGGGAGUUCUUGACCAAAGUUCAGUUGGGUAACGACAAGACUUUUGAGGGAUUUUCAAUAAAUACAUUUGACCUCAAGGAUAAGAUGUUUCCUAUAAUAUAUGGUGGAGAUGCACCAAACACGACGGCAGGGAUUGAGCAGUCUUUUUCCAGGUAUUGCACAACGGGGUCGUUGGACCAGAAUUUGGUGAAAGGUAAAAUUGUGUUAUGCGAUUCUUUUACACGUGGGAGAGGGGCGAUACUGGCCGGCGCAGUUGGUAUGGUGAUCACUGGCCGGGAAUCUGGCGAAGUUUCCGAGACUUUUCCCUUGCCUACAUCCUACCUUAAUCCGGACGAUGGAGCCCAAAUUUACAUCUACAUAAAUUCUACCGGGAGCCCAAUGGCGUCAAUAUCAAAAAGUAAUGAGGCAAAAGAUAGGCUGGCCCCCUACAUACCUUCCUUUUCGUCGAGGGGACCAAAUCCAAUCUCUCCUAAUAUUCUCAAGCCAGAUUUAGCAGCACCAGGGGUAAACAUUUUAGCUGCAUGGUCGCCAAUUGCCCCAGUUUUAGAAGGUUUUGAAGAUGACAAAAGAGUAGUGGCAUACAAUUUUCUAUCUGGCACAUCAAUGUCUUGCCCACAUGCUUCGGGGGCUGCUGCCUACGUCAAAUCAUUCAACCCGACAUGGUCUCCGGCCGCCAUCAAGUCGUCUCUUAUGACCACCGCUAAUCCCAUGAGUGCCGACCUUAACUCCGAAGCCGAAUUCGCAUACGGAGCCGGACAAAUAAAUCCUCUCAAUGCUGCAUGCCCUGGUUUAAUAUACGACGCAGUCGAAGAUGAUUACAUAAGCUUUUUGUGUGGACAAGGCUACACUACAAAGCUAUUGCAAAUAGUUACCGGAAACAGUAACAGCACAUGUCCUGAUCAAGGCAGUCAUGAAACGACACCGGACCUAAAUUAUCCUGCCUUUGCUCUUUCUACGACACCUUCGCAAACAAUCAAUCAUGUCUUUAACAGGACUGUCACAAACGUUGGAUCACCGACCUCUUCGUAUAAAGCUAACUUGGUUGCCCCACCAGGGCUUAAAAUCACAGUGAAUCCUAGUGUUUUGUCGUUUAAAUCCCUUGAGGAGAAGCUAUCCUAUGCGGUGACAGUGCGGGGGACAGUAGAUAAGAAAGUUGUGGUCUCUGCUUCUCUUGUGUGGGAUGAUGGUACUUACCAAGUUAGGAGCCCUAUUGUUGUUUAUGUCCCGACAUAAAAGGAAAUUUUGAUGUCGUUUAUGGAUUGAACAAAGUUACUCAUGUGUUGGGAUGCCUUCUUACGUAUUACUAAAGGCAAAAUAAGAUAAGGAAUUGUAGAACUGAUAUUUUUAGAUAUGGUGAACGUUUGAUCUUUGUUA